UCAAAUGGCAAAUACAGUUUCACUUAUGCUUGCUUUCUUCAUCACCAUCACCAUUUCCUUCCCAUUUCUUUCCCAUGCCAUCUCCUCCUGCAACGGUCCAUGCCGAACCCUAGAUGACUGCUCAGGCCAACUCAUUUGCAUCACCAGCAAAUGUAAUGACGAUCCCGAUGUUGGGACCCACAUAUGCAGCAAUGCCAACCCCGCUCCAGGCGGAGGUGGUUGCCAGUCCUCCGGCACCCUCACAUGCGGUGGUAAUUCAUACAAAAAAUACAAAUGCUCUCCGCCGGUCACUUCCUCCACAAAAGCCCUUCUGACUUUAAACGACUUCAGCAAAGGUGGUGAUGGAGGUGCACCCUCGGAGAGUGACGAGAGAUGGCACGAGAAAACAGAGCGCGUGGUGGCUUUGUCGACGGGAUGGUAUAAUGGUGGGUCUAGGUGUGGGAGGAAUAUAAGGAUAAAUGCUAGUAAUGGAAGAAGUGUUGUGGUGAAGGUUGUUGACGAGUGUGACUCCGAGAACGGCUGCGAUGCAGAUCAUGCUGGACAGCCACCCUGUAGGAACAAUAUUGUUGAUGGAUCUGAUGCUGUUUGGGAUGCUUUAGGCCUCAACAAGGGUCGUGGCGUUGUCGAUGUUUCUUGGUCCAUGGCCUAGCUAGCCUCUACUUUAGCUAAUGCCCGUCUCCUUACAUAUAUGUAAUAAAAUCGAAUAAUAUGAUCAGAGACUGCUUCAUCAGGUGAUGAUGAACAAUUUUCAGAUUUUAUAUGCAAUAAAAUCGAAUAAUAUGAAAUGGUUUCAAGAACAGAUUGCAGUAAGGGAAG
This is a messenger RNA of Tripterygium wilfordii, 816 nucleotides long. RefSeq names its product kiwellin-like. Bases 5 to 649 code for a protein of 214 amino acids. The record is from RefSeq and is a predicted model, not a curated record. The transcript has 3 exons. NCBI's taxonomy places the organism in Eukaryota, Viridiplantae, Streptophyta, Magnoliopsida, Celastrales, Celastraceae.